CUCACUCAUCUCCAAGCCUCAACCAGUCAGCACGGACUCAUCCUUUUCACAAUGCCUGCCGGAAUCUUCAACUCAACCUACUACGGCAAAGACUACCGCGCCGGAGCGGCUCUUCUCCGUGCCCGUCGUCCGUAUCUGUUCAAGAAUGCCUUGACCGGUCUGGCCUUGGUGUCUUUUACCCUUAGUGUUUACGCCUACACCAUCCGCGCCGUCGGACAGGAUGAGUUCUCGGACGUGAAGGUUCCCGAUGAGCCGGCUAAGAAGCAAUAA
This is a messenger RNA of Aspergillus eucalypticola CBS 122712, 270 nucleotides long. RefSeq lists its product as uncharacterized. Gene Ontology annotation, cellular component: mitochondrial inner membrane. Gene Ontology annotation, biological process: mitochondrial respiratory chain complex IV assembly. Lineage: Eukaryota; Fungi; Ascomycota; Eurotiomycetes; Eurotiales; Aspergillaceae. The transcript is spliced from 3 exons. Bases 52 to 270 code for a protein of 72 amino acids. The record is from RefSeq and is a predicted model, not a curated record.